Molecule: messenger RNA, 1717 nt
Organism: Drosophila simulans
Lineage: Eukaryota; Metazoa; Arthropoda; Insecta; Diptera; Drosophilidae
Exons: 2
Coding region: 123-878 (251 amino acids)
Source: RefSeq, a predicted model, not a curated record
UCCAGAAUUCAGAACAGACCCAACUGUUCCGAAGGAAACAUUAUUUUUGAGUAACUGCAACUUUUCAAGAGGCUAGACUUUCUACCAUUUUUAUUUAUUUUACUCGGAUAAGGAGGAACAAAAUGGAGCAUUUUAUAAUUGACAACAACAGCGUACCAUUGAUCGAUGAGGAUGAAAAGGAAAGCACGGUCCAAGGCGAUCAGUUGGAUUUUGUACCGAAGAAAAGUCCUCAUAUCAGUAGAUCGAGAACCACCAUGUCCACUGGAUCGAAUGAAUCAGCAUCACCAUCGAGAAAAGCACACAAAUCCAAGUCACGGAUUCCCUACAAUCAAUUGCAUUCACGUCCAAGGAAAUAUAUAUCCGGAAAGCAAGAUUCUUUCAACGAGUACUCCAUAGCACCACUUCCGAAUGAGAAAUCUAUAUCCGAAAACGUUCUAGCUCCACUUCCGUAUAGGAAAUCCUUAUCCGAAAGCGUUUUAGCUCCACUUCCCGAUGGGAAACCUAUACCCGACAGUUCGGAAAAUAGUCAAGAAGGAAAACCUAGAUAUCGCUCCAUAUCCGCAGAAAGCGUAUAUUUCAGGAACUUCGAAUUGAAAAAUGCAACUCCACUUCCGAGUGGGAAAUCCGAAGGCACGGAAGAAAAAGCUAGAUAUAACUUCUUAUCCGCAGUUAGUGUACAUAUCAGGGCCUUCGAAUCAACAAUAAGGGAAAGCCGUUUGGUAUUUUUCGUAAGUCGUAUUUCCAUGUCAAGUUUGGUGACUCUGGGUAUGUUCAGUAUGCUCUUUCUGAUUUGGGCCUGUGAUUUCGAAGAACCAAUUGUCAGGAUCAAAAAGGCAAUGGGCAAUGUCUUCAAUGAUCGUUUCCGUCCCAAACUAUAAUAUAUGUGAGUGCAUUGUUGAACAAAUAAUCCAAAUUUACAGUAUCUAUUUGUGGCAAAAAAAGAAAAGGAAAUAUUAUUCUGCGCUAAAAAUUAUAAUGUUGAAUCACCUCUCAUUUGGCAAUCCGUGGCAUUGUUCAAUCCAUUUUCGAAGCCAUAACAAAUGACACUUUUAAUCAUUGCAUAUUAACGGACUAAGCCCUGACCGAUACCCGCACUUUGUACCACUGAUUUAUGGCCCAGACAGCGACAUCCAACCAAAAAUAACCCAUUAACUAAAUCCGCAUUUAAUAAAUGCCAGCCAGCGGCAGCGAGAAGGUAACAAAAGGGUUAAGACUGCCGAGGGAUUGGGAUCGGGAUCCGCCAAGUUGGCAGUUACAAGUUCCAACUUACAAGACCGGCAAAUUAAUCACGCUGACGACUGCGACGUGGUUGAUGAUAUUGGUCGACUGAUGCUGACAUUGAGGAGCUGCCAGCCGCACCAGCCAUCAGUUAGCCAAGUAUCCCCAUCCCCAAGCCCCAUCCUCAGUGGAUACUGUGCAGAGCAUCCAAGUAUCCCACUGUGCCGGGGGCAUCAAUCUGCGGUCGAGUCUCAACUUUCGGGCAACGUGACACGUGUGGAAUGCAGCCAGAAAUCGGAAUCAGAAGCGUUGACAUGACAACUCGAGAUGCGGGGAUCGCGAUAAGGACAACCACUUUCUAUGGCACGAGCAUGGAAAACCUUUUUAGACCCAAGCAUUGCUUAACAAUUUUUCCAGCUUGAACUUUACACUACAAGAUGUAACCAUAGGAAAAACCCGAUAAUAUACACCAAUAAUAAACUAUAAAUUUGUAUAUGCA